Messenger RNA from Parasteatoda tepidariorum (common house spider), 1216 nucleotides. The record is from RefSeq and is a predicted model, not a curated record. NCBI's taxonomy places the organism in Eukaryota, Metazoa, Arthropoda, Arachnida, Araneae, Theridiidae.
AAAUCAUCAUUGUUUAACUACGUAUCAUCUCAACUCGUCUCUAAAAAACUGUCUACCCCCUCUUUUAAUUUUAUUUGUUGCUUUCAUGUGAUUUGUCCGUUGAUACACUGUGAAUUUAAAUAGUUGUUUCUGUGUAAAUACAUUUAUUAAUUCAAAUCGAUUGAGGUAAUUAAAUUUAUAGUGUUUGAAAAUGUCUGCUUUAUUCGCCGGUUAUUUAGAAAUCUUAGACAAGAAAUUGCACGAAAAAAAUUGCAAGGUUAACGAAUAUUUUGAAAAAGCUGAGCAAGCUACCGGAGUUAAACGUGUUUACCUAGCUCUUGGUCUUAUAGCAAUAUGGGCCUUGUACAUGAUUUUAGGCCAUGGUGCAGAAUUAAUCUGUAAUGCAAUAGGAUUUGCAUACCCAGCUUAUGUUUCGAUGCACGCUAUAGAAUCCAGCAACAAAGAAGACGACACACGAUGGUUGACUUAUUGGGUUACAUUUGCUGCCUUUUCCUUGUUAGAGUUCUUCUCUGAAAUCAUUUUGGAUUUUGUUCCAUUUUACUGGCUUUUGAAGUGUUUGUUUUUAGUUUGGUGCUUUGCUCCCAUCUCAAACAAUGGUUCUCAAUUCUUGUAUCAUCGAUUCAUCAGACCUGUGUUUAUGAAGCAUAAGGGUGCUAUUGAUGAUACUCUUAAUAAAGCUGCCUCUGGUGUUGCAGGAUUAGCCAAAGAUGCUUCAGCUGCAGGUAAGGUGCUUGCUGGUGCUAAAACUGAUUAAUUGCACAUUAACUUCACUGAAUGUGCACUCUCUAACAGGGGACAUGAACUUUUAGGAUUGUUUCAUUGUUGCAAAUUUGCUGAGCAACAACAAUGUAUUAGAGUUCAUUUUCCUAUUUGCUGUAGAAGGGGAUUUUCUUUUUCAUCAUUGUAAAUAAAUUACUUAAAUAUUGUGAUAUUGUUGCUAAAUAAAUUUGCUGUAUGUGCCAUUAUGUAUAAAUUUAACAGCUUUUAUUUCUUUUAAAGUAAUAGAUUUACUGCAAAUUUACGAAUGAUAAAUUUUUCUAACACACUAACUUUGUUGAAUCCAUCCUAUUUCAAAGUGAAAGGAAAUUAUGUACUGCAAAUCAAAUGCACAUUAUAAUAUGUAUUCACAUAUUUUACUCUUUAUUACAUUAUAAUCUAGUUAUAUGCUUGUAAUUGUAUCACAUAUCUUUGUAAUAAAUUUAAUUUUAAGCUAAAA